CGGAGCCACGUGGUGGGGCCGGGAAGCCGCGGCCGCCGAGCGCCCGGGCGGCUGCCCCUGCUGGGCAGUGCUGCUCUGCGCUGCGCCGCUCUCGGUGCCUGCGCUCCCCGCUCCGCGCUCCCCGCCAGCCGCCCCGGGGCGGGAGGCGCGCCUGGCGGCCGGCCGGCCAGACAAAGGAGGCGCGGCAGAGCCGGCGCGCGGGCGGACUGACCAUGGACUCCGAGCGCGAGCGGCCGGCCGCAGCCCUGAGGACCCGGCGCUCCCGGGCCCGGCCCUAGGCGCCCGGCCCCGCCGCCCGGGGCGCCCAGCUGGGAGGACGCGGAGCCCGCGCGGCGCGGAGGAGGCGGCGGCCGCUGAGCUAGAGGGGCGCCGCGGCGAACGGCGCGCGCGGCCCCCAGAGCCAUGGGCAAGUGCAGCGGGCGCUGCACGCUGGUCGCCUUCUGCUGCCUGCAGCUGGUGGCUGCGUUGGAGCGGCAGAUCUUUGACUUCCUGGGCUACCAGUGGGCUCCUAUCCUAGCCAACUUCCUGCACAUCAUGGCAGUUAUCCUGGGCAUCUUUGGUACCGUGCAGUACCGCUCCCGGUACCUCAUUCUGUAUGCAGCCUGGCUGGUGCUUUGGGUUGGCUGGAAUGCGUUUAUCAUCUGCUUCUACUUGGAGGUUGGACAGCUGUCCCAGGACCGGGACUUCAUCAUGACCUUCAACACAUCCCUGCACCGCUCCUGGUGGAUGGAGAACGGGCCAGGCUGCCUGGUGACACCUGUCCUGAACUCCCGCCUGGCCCUGGAGGACCACCAUGUCAUCUCGGUCACCGGCUGCCUGCUUGACUAUCCCUACAUUGAAGCACUCAGCAGUGCCCUGCAGAUCUUCCUGGCUCUGUUCGGCUUCGUGUUCGCCUGCUACGUGAGCAAAGUAUUCCUGGAGGAGGAGGACAGCUUUGAUUUCAUCGGCGGUUUUGACUCCUAUGGAUACCAGGCGCCGCAGAAGACGUCGCAUUUACAACUGCAGCCUCUGUACACGGCGGGGUAGUAGCUUCUGCCCCACGACCACCCCCGCGGCUAGACAGACCGCCGCAGCCGCGAGCUCUGGCCAAGAUGGCAGGCGUGCUCCCUGGCGGCUCGCUGACCGGACUGCAGCCUGGGUCGGCUUGACAUGGGUCCG
Lagenorhynchus albirostris (white-beaked dolphin) is the source of this 1158-nucleotide messenger RNA. It is a transcript of the gene NKAIN1, whose product is annotated as sodium/potassium transporting ATPase interacting 1. Bases 403 to 1026 code for a protein of 207 amino acids. Gene Ontology annotation, biological process: regulation of sodium ion transport. The transcript is spliced from 7 exons. Lineage: Eukaryota; Metazoa; Chordata; Mammalia; Artiodactyla; Delphinidae. The record is from RefSeq and is a predicted model, not a curated record.